This is a messenger RNA of Botrytis fragariae, 3567 nucleotides long. RefSeq names its product putative protein kinase protein. Gene Ontology annotation, biological process: protein phosphorylation. The coding region runs from base 1 to 3567 and encodes 1188 amino acids. The record is from RefSeq and is a predicted model, not a curated record. Gene Ontology annotation, molecular function: ATP binding; protein kinase activity. The transcript has 2 exons. NCBI's taxonomy places the organism in Eukaryota, Fungi, Ascomycota, Leotiomycetes, Helotiales, Sclerotiniaceae.
AUGUCGUACUCCAACAGCGGCGGAGGCACUCUCACUUUGCCAUCACCCACACAUGUUCACCAUGUUGACGUUACCUCCGCAGUCAGAUCGCUAAGACGUUCUUUAUCGCGUUCUCCAUCCAAAUUCCGACUGGCCACUAAAUCACCAAGCCCAUCCCCAAAAUCUCCACUGUCGCCAUCUCCAGUGUCACCAUCUAAGCGCGCAUCUUCAUACCCUGCGUUGUUCGCAGGCACAAACACACCUCAUACCCCAUCACCUCUCGCUGUUCCAUUUCCUCCAAGCGCAAGAUUGGCACUUCGAUCCUCGUCGCGAGCCAAGACUGCCCCUCCUCGACAGAAUACCCGCCUACGAACCUCCCCCAGAAGUCCCAUGAAGCGGGCAUUGAGCCAAACAAUUGAUACGGGUAACGCGACUCCAACACCACUGGGUUACAUGGGUGGACAAGAAAAUUUUGGAGGUAGCAGUCCGGCGGAGAGAAAGGCCCUAGAGAAGCUCCCUAGAAUGCAAUUGAACUUGGACGCAAAUGCGCCGACCAACCAGGCAUUAUUGAGAUUAGGCAGCGACGGAGCUAGCGAUUGUAGCGCAUCCACUUCAAGUCCACUGAAGCGCAGCGAUCCCGUCAUGAAUCUGGAACAAGCGACCCUCGGAAGUCCAGUCGCAAAGCGCAGAAGUCUUCACGGUUCUGCCAACUUUGGUCAUGAUUUAAAUCUCUUUGAACAGGCACCAGCACCAACUUCUCCUACCAAAUUCGAUAUCCACAGCGAUUCAAACCACGAAUAUGAGUUAUCAGCCACAGUUCUUAGUUCGGAAAAUACUGCAUCUCCUUUCACGUCUACCCCUCGACGUUCCUCCUCUUUGCGCAAAUCGACAUUACUUCAAAGAAAUGGCGAGAAGACUUCUUGGGGUAGAAGACAUGCCGCUCAGCUUCUGGCUGCACAACAAUCCGCACAGCAACAACCUUUUGCAAUUGCGAAUCAGGAUAUUGUUAGCCCCAGUAAGCAGAAGAAUCGUCCAAGAUUGUCAUUGGAUCAAUUUGUUGCACCCCUGAACCGCGAUAGUCCGUUCAGCCACCAAGGUAACCUUCCAAAUGCUUCGAUGCAUAUGAUUAAUCAAUCGCAACAACCUACUCAACACCAUACGCAUCAACCUCACCCACUCUCACGAACCAUGACAACUUCCUCCUCCAACUCGAGCAUCGCCGAGGACUCACCUGUCCAGCAUGUGCCCGUUAAUUUUGGUGGUAGCCAAAAACCCAAGAUUGAUUUCUCAAAAUCAUUACCUGCUGGAGCCCUAAGACCAUUCAACUUGGAUGCCCCUGAUGACUUCUCAACCCCAAAGAAUUUUAAAUCCGUCAAACCAUUACCUGCUGCUUUCAUGUCUACCGGUCUUAUUUCAAAGGUCAACAGAAGACCCGAAGAAGUCCAGAUGCUUCGUGGAAAUACCAAGUCCAAUGUUCCAGAUACCCCAUGUAAAAAGCAGAACAACAUCUUCGGCACUUACCCCGCUGCAGUACCCACUAGUGCCAUCGCAAAAGCUAGGCAAAUCCGCCAUUCGUUUGGUACCCCAUCUACUCCUUUCAACCCCCAUGGAGUACCGGCUAUCGGUACCUUCGGAAAAGGCAGCGGCGUAUUCGGAAGUGGUUUCGGCCAGCCAAGAGGUUUAACCAGACGAGGAAGCUUUUUGAGUAUCGACGGAGAUGAUGGUGGAUCCCCAGACUUCAAGACCGACAGCCAAACCAGCGACUUUGAUUUACCACCAACUCCAACAAAACAAGCUUCAAGCUUCUCUCAUUUCCAAAAUGGUAGCCCCACAAGUCAUCGAUCGAUUCCAGCCUCAACAUCUGCCGUGGGUGGUUUUAGCUUAGGAAAGAUACCAAGAUCAAGCAGUAAGUUGAACCUUUCUACGAGUCCAGGCGAGCAGGAAGAGGGAGACAGUGAUACAUCCACGGAUAUGAACGAAUCUCCAACACCUGUCACUGCCGGACUUUCUUUCAGUACUUCCAUUUCUGUACCAUCCUUUUCCAGGUCCCGAGCAUUGCGGGGCCUACAAUCUCCUUCGCCGCUGAUGGCUAAAUCUCUUACUACUUCCUUUUUGAGUCCUUCAAGAAAGCCCGGUUUUGCUAAAAUUAGUCACGUGGCUCCAGCCAGUCCAUUGGAGCGUGUAGAUUUCCUCGAGAAAUUGUCGCCUUGUACACCUCAAGACAACAUGUUGUUCCCCGAUCCCAGUAGCCUUUCCAUCUCCAACCAUAGAGAUGGUCACGCUCACUUCGGUGCCAACAGCGCUCCCGUUGCUCCACCUCCAGCUACACCAACCACUGGUCGAGAUUAUUUCGGUAAAACUAGCACCACCCCAGUUGGUAGUUUUCCGCCCCGAGAUGUGGAUGAGUCCCUCGUAUCACGUUUCAACAAAAUCGAGUUGAUCGGAACAGGAGAAUUUUCUCAAGUAUACAAAGUCACUCAGAGUGCGCACAAGGCUCCAACAUUCAUGUUUGGUGAUUCGGUCGAUUCCCCAAUGACUGGUAGAACACCACCAACACCUACACCAGACCGUGUCUUUGCUGUCAAGAAGUCAAAACAACCAUAUCAAGGUUACAAGGAUCGAUCAAGAAAGCUCAAGGAAGUUGAGGUUAUCAAGGCACUCGGUCAGGCUGACAAUGUCAUUCAUUAUGUCGAUUUCUGGGAAGAGAAGAAUUACUUGUACAUUCAAACGGAGUAUUGUGAAGAAGGUAGUCUUGAUAUAUUCCUUUCUCAAAAUGGUCGAAAGGGUAGAGUAGAUGAUUUCAGAAUCUGGAAGAUUUUACUUGAGAUCGGACAGGGGCUCAAGCAUAUUCAUGAUUCUGGCUUCAUUCAUCUUGACAUCAAACCCGCUAAUAUCAUGAUUACUUUUGAGGGUGUCUUGAAGAUUGGAGAUUUUGGCAUGGCAACUUCAUGGCCUGCUUCCGAUGCGAUUGAAGGUGAAGGAGAUCGUGAAUAUAUUGGACCCGAGAUUCUCCUUGGGCAGUACGAUAAGCCAGCAGAUGUUUUCGCUCUUGGCAUGGUCAUUUUCGAAAUCGCCACGAACGUAUACUUGCCCGACAACGGAGUUUCUUGGCAACGUCUCAGAUCCGGAGACAUGAGUGAAGCUCCAAGUCUUACUUGGAGUGAAGCAAGUAGCAUGCCCCGUGAUGCCAAUGGCAUCCCCAUCGUACCUAGCGAUGAUUCCAUGGCCAGCGACGACGAACUUGAAGUCGACUUUGGUUCACCAAUUGCUGCUAGCCGGAAACGAUUCACUUCAUCCUCCAAAUCAUUCGCCCAUGACCCAAGCAACUUGUUUGGUUCUUCUAGACGAGGCGAACUUGAAGAAGCCCCAGAAUUCAUGAGAGAUCCUGAUCAUGAAUGUACACUCGAUAAGCUUGUUCGAUGGAUGAUCUCACCACGUCCUCAAGAUCGACCUUUGAUUCAUGAAGUGCUCGAAUCACCAGGUCUUCAAUGGGUUAGCAAUAGGCGUCGUGCUGGUGCCACUGUUUUUGAAGGAAACUGGGGACCAGCAGAUGAAGUCUUAGAUGAUGCUGAGAUGAUGGACGUUUAA